This is a messenger RNA of Bubalus bubalis (water buffalo), 4443 nucleotides long. Its product is annotated as 2'-5'-oligoadenylate synthase 2. The coding region runs from base 96 to 2156 and encodes 686 amino acids. Gene Ontology annotation, cellular component: cytosol; nucleoplasm; membrane. Gene Ontology annotation, molecular function: double-stranded RNA binding; 2'-5'-oligoadenylate synthetase activity. The record is from RefSeq and is a predicted model, not a curated record. Lineage: Eukaryota; Metazoa; Chordata; Mammalia; Artiodactyla; Bovidae. The transcript is spliced from 10 exons. Gene Ontology annotation, biological process: negative regulation of viral genome replication; regulation of ribonuclease activity; defense response to virus.
UUUCUCCCCUCUCCUCCCCCUGCACACAGAAGUUCCUUAUUCUCCUCAGCCUCCCGCUCUGCCACCAGCUGUCAUCUCAGCAGCCAGUCAGAGCCAUGGGCAGCUGGGAGUCCCAUCUCUAUGAACAGCCUUCUGAGAAACUGGAGGAGUUUAUCCAGAACCACCUGAGGCCUUUUGAAGACUGUCAGAAGGACAUCGACCAGUCAGUGGACACCAUCUGUGAAGUCCUGCAGGAACCCUGCCCGUCCCUCACUGUGACAGGGGUGGCCAAAGGUGGCUCCUAUGGCCGGAGAACGGUCUUAAGAGGCAACUCCGAUGGUACGCUUGUCGUCUUCUUUGGGGACCUUGAGCAAUUCCAGGACCAGGAAAAAAGACAAUAUGAACUCCUUGGCAAAAUCUGGGCACAGAUGAAGCACUGUGAGUCCACGCUGAAACUGGCAGCCAAGAUGGAGCUCCAGAACACCAAUAGGAGCUCCAGGGUCAUGGUCCAGCUUUCCACAAAGCAGCAGAGCAUCACUUUCAACGUGCUGCCUGCCUUCAAUGCUCUGGGCUUAAGUGAGAAGUCUAGCCUCUGGAGCUAUCGAGAACUCAAAAGAUCCUUGGAUAUGGUGAGAGCCAGGCCUGGUGAGUUCUCAGUCUGCUUCACUGAACUCCAGGAGAAGUUUUUUAGCAACUAUCCCAGCAAACUAAAGGAUUUGAUCCUCUUGGUAAAGCACUGGUUUCAAAAGUGCCAGGAAAAGCUGAUCAAUUCCUCCCUGCUGCCUCCAUAUGCACUGGAGCUGCUUACGAUCUACGCCUGGGAACAGGGGUGUGGAGCGGAGGACUUUGAUAUGGCUGAAGGUGUCAGGACUGUUCUGAGGCUCAUCGAGAAGCAGGAGCAGCUGUGUGUCUAUUGGACAGUCAACUACAACUUUGGAGAUGAGACCGUCCGCAACAUCCUGCUGAGCCAGCUCCAAGCCCCGAGGCCAGUAAUCUUGGAUCCAACUGACCCAACCAAUAAUGUGAGCACGGGUAACACCUGCUGGCUACAACUAAAACACGAAGCUCAAAACUGGUUGCGUUCUCUGAGGCAGAACGAGUCACCUGGACCAUCUUGGAAUGUUCUGCCUGCACCACUCUACAUAACCCCAGGCCAUCUGCUAGAUAAGUUCGUCAAGGACUUUCUCCAGCCCAACCAGACUUUCCAAGACCAGAUCAAGAAAGCUCUUAAAAUCAUCUGUUCAUUCCUUGAAAAAAAUUGCUUUCGACAUUCAACUACAAAGAUUCAAGUUAUCCAGGGGGGGUCGACUGCAAAAGGCACGGCUCUGAAGACUGGCUCUGAUGCCAACCUCGUAGUGUUUGCAAACUCUCUGCAAAGCUACACCUCCCCAAAAAAUGAGAGAUGCAACAUCAUCAAGGAAAUCCAUGAGCAGCUGGAAGCCUGUCAGCAGGAGAAGGAUUUUGAAGUGAAGUUUGAGAUUUCAAAAUGGAAGCCUCCCUGGGUGCUAAGCUUCACUCUGAAAUCCAAAGUCCUCAAUGAAAGUGUUGACUUUGAUGUGCUGCCUGCAUUUAAUGCCCUGGGUGAACUGAAGUCUGGCUGCACACCCAGCCCCAGGACCUAUACUGAACUCAUCCAUUUGUACAAACCUGAUGUCUUCCUGGAGGGAGAAUUUUCUGCGUGUUUCACGAAGCUACAGCGCAAUUUUGUUCGCUCCCUGCCCCCGAAACUGAAGGAUUUAAUCCGCCUGCUGAAGCACUGGUACAAAGGGUGUGAAAACAAACUGAAGCAAAAGGGGUCUCUGCCCCCUAAGUAUGCGUUGGAGCUGCUCACCAUCUACGCCUGGGAGAAGGGGAGCGGGGCACAGGAUUUUGACAUGGCUGAAGGUUUCCGGACGGUCCUGGAGUUGGUCAUACAAUAUCAGCAUCUCUGUGUCUUCUGGACGGUCAACUACAAUUUUGAUGAUGAGAUUCUGAGGAACUUCCUCCUGACCCAGAUCCAGAGAACCAGGCCUGUGAUCUUGGACCCAGCCGAUCCUACCGGCGACGUGGGUGGAGGGGACCGUUGGUGCUGGCAUCUUCUAGCGAAAGAAGCCACUGAAUGGUUGUCUUCUCUCUGCUUCAAAGAUAAGUCGGGAUGUCCCAUACAACCAUGGAACGUGCCAAAAAAAGUCAUCUAAAGGAAGUGUCGUCUGGAGAUUACCCUGGGAUGGGCUUCCAUCCAAGAGCUUCCUCUGCUCUAGGAAGUUGAGAUUCACUCAGCCACACAUUACAGAUAGCCCAACUCAGGUGCUUAAACAGUUGGGGUUUUUUUGGUCCCAUUUGAUGACGUCCUAAGGCGGGCAAUACAGGACUCACUCAACAGCUCCAUCAGGCUUUCCCCAGGAGCAGAUUGUCUCCACCGUGACAGUUGGUAUUCGGGCCUGGAUAGUUUUUCACCGUGUAAGCCGUGUAAGACGUUGAGCAGCAGCCCCUGGUUCCCUACCCAGGAGAUGCAGGUGCACCACCCCCAAGGGCAAUAGUCAAAAAUGUCUCCAGUGAUUCCCCUAUUAAGAAUCCACCUUGCAGUGCAGGGCAUGUGGGUUCGAUCCCUGGUCAGGGAACUAAGAUCCCACGUGCUGCGAGACAACCAGGUUCACACCUUCUGGAGCCCAUACAACACAACUGGAGAGCCUGUGUGCCAUGACGAAAAAGACCCGUCACAGCCAAAUAAGUAAAUCAGUUCUUUUAAAAAAAAUGUCUCCAGAGAUGGCCGAGUGUCACCCGGGGCACGCUCAUCCCUAGCUCCUUCUGGCCCCGCCCUCUGGAGUUGUCUAGCUGAGUCUUCCUGCCACUGAGAGUAGCUGUUGCACCCCUGCAUGGCGGGCUCACCAUCAGGCUGGAGGGACAGAAAAGUGGAGGACACCUACCCACAGGGCGUCUUAUUCGAAGCCUCAUCCAGCAACGUCUUAUGUUUCGUUACCCAGAACUGUUGUCAUGCGUUGCUUGCAGCUUAAAGUGACUCCAUAAAGGGGGGGCAGUGAAGACAGCCGUGGGUGGGGUUGGGUCAGUCAACCCAGAGUGCCUACCACACCUGUUCAAAGCUCCACCUGCUUCCAAGAUACCGGCCCCAGGUACACUUGAUUCUCCCAUCAGUUUCUCUGUCAGCAAGUACCCCCAGAUUGUCCCUGGUUAUCAUCACCUCCUCAGAUACACUUCCUUCUUUCUUUUUCCUGUGUCUUUUCACCAGUGGUUCUGACUGCUUGGAUAUGUUUCAUUCCUGCACAUAUAUUUCCUUCUUUCUUUCAAGAGAGUGCAGACACCAGGAAGUUGUGGAGCAGGGAUGUAUUCUAUGGUCAAUGAGAUGCACUUGCUCAGAAGUCAUAGAUUCCUGGACUAGUAAUGCUGGGAGAAACUUCUAGAGGCCAUCACGCAAUAACUUUUUAAAGAAUCAGUUCAUGGUAUAGAAGAGUAACACAUGCCUCCCUUGACGGGCCCCAUUACCUCUUCCCAAGCUUCUUCAACUCCUCUUGAAAUCAUCACCUCCACGUCCUCUGAAACGUCUUGCCUUACCUCGCUGCAAUCGCGUUCCGUGUGUGACCUCUGUUAUUAACAUCUGCUCUCAUCCAGCUUUACGUGCGCCAUAUUUGUGAACCCUUCUGUAUUUUUCCAAUUAACUCCUUCUUUCUCCUUUAAGUCUUAGAGGAGGGGUCUCUUCCCAGGGUGAAACCCUUUUCCUGGCCCUCGGUUCCUGUGAUUCUGUCAUCUCGCUCUCAGACUCCUCCACCUCGCCUGCCUCCUGUCUCUUCCCAUGGGGCCCUGCCAAAUCAAGGUCUCCUAAGCCAGUAGUGAGCCGGGCUCUGCUUACAACUGCACACUCUCCACAGGCUUGGAUUGUGACUGUUGAGAUAGACAUAUUUAGAUGGACAUCAGCAGUUGUUUAAAGCAGAUAGGCAUGUACAUGUAUUACGUAUGUAUGACUGUUGUCAUUUCCUUCUGAGCCUACCAUUUCCCCCCCAUCCGUGAGCUGCUUCUUGCCAAAUCUAAAGGUUUUCUCCUCUGGCUUUGGCUUUCAAGACACUUGGAAGUCUAAAGGUGUUAACUUCAUAUAUCCACUUAAUGUUUGAUUACUACCACAUAUACCAACUGUCAGAUACACAAGAAUAGAUCUGGUCUUUGUCACCAGUUCCUGGCAAAGAGCUUCAGAAACCCUUGAAACUUCCUGAUUUGGGCUGUCUUUUGUAUUCUGAGGAGCCCCUUCCAACCCUCCCUGUGUUAUGCUAACGAGGUGUGGGUCCUUAGUUUCAAAGGAUGGAUUGGCCAUGCCUGAAAUGCCAAGCAUGUGAUGAGUGUUGAAACGGUCAGCCCCACCCACUACCAACCUUCCAAGAGGACAGGAGGGCUGGAGAUCGAAGCCAAGCACAUGGACAGUGAUUUAAUCAACUGUACCUUGUAAUGAAACCCUAAAUAAAACUCUGGACAACAAGG